CACGCUCCACUGGCCCCUGCUCGGGAUGAGAAAUCCAACGGCGGCCGGUGCCGUCAGCGAGUUGGCGGAGCUGGUCCUCCCGUGGCUGCCGCCGCCCGACCUUGCCGCCGCGGCUUCCGCCAGCCGCGCCAUGCGAGCGGCCGCGUCUGCCGUCACCGCCCGCCGCGCCGCCGACUCGGCUCGCGGCCUGGAGGCCUUCCCUGCCCCCUUCGUCAACCCCAUCGACUCCCAGCCCUACUCCUACUUCAUCUACACGCCCUUCUCCCUCAUUCCUUCCGCGGCCUCCUUCAACGCCCAGCCGUGGGGCUGCGCAUCGUCCCGGACGCCGGGCCCCACCUGGCCCCGCCCCGACCUAGGCCUCCCCUUGUGCGGGUGCUCGUGCGCCCGGGGGCAGUGCGGCGGCGCGGGGUGCGCGUGCGCCGAUGCGGAGGCCGAGGCGGCGGAUGCGUCGGGGGCGGGUAUGGCGAGCCUCAGCGAGUGCGGCGACGGGUGCGCGUGCGGGCCCUCGUGCGAGAACCGGCGGACGCAGCGUGGCGUCACGGUGCGGCUGCGCGUCCUGCGCCAACUGAAGAAAGGGUGGGCGCUGCACGCCGCCGAGGUCAUUCACCGCGGCCAGUUCGUCUGCGAGUAUGCCGGUGAGUUCUUGACGACAGAAGAAGCCCGGAGGAGGCAUAGGCUGUAUGACGAGCUUGCCUCGGUAGCACUCCUCCAGGGCCAGCUCUCCGUGCUGCAAACCCAGCUCUUCAACUGCAGGCUGGCCCUGGCGAGCACGCACCCGGACGGCGCGGAGCAACUGGCGGUGCUGCAGCCGGCGUACUCCGCGGCGUCGGCGCCGAGCCAGAUGGUGAACUACGACGAUCUUCCGCAGGCCGUGGACUUCAUGGACGUGGAGCCCCAGAUGAGGGGGCUCGAAUCUCUCCAGCUCUCGCAGCCGCCGCACCGAGACGAAGACGAGAGCCAGGGCGAUCAUCCCAACUGCCGCGGUGCCAUCAUCCUCCCUAAAGGAUCCAUCUCUUCACUCAUAUUACAUGGAGGUGCAAGCCAACGUAAAACUUGGGGCGUACGGUGA
Triticum dicoccoides is the source of this 1069-nucleotide messenger RNA. Its product is annotated as histone-lysine N-methyltransferase SUVR3-like. Gene Ontology annotation, cellular component: nucleus. The transcript has 5 exons. Lineage: Eukaryota; Viridiplantae; Streptophyta; Magnoliopsida; Poales; Poaceae. The coding region runs from base 26 to 1069 and encodes 347 amino acids. The record is from RefSeq and is a predicted model, not a curated record. Gene Ontology annotation, molecular function: histone methyltransferase activity.